AACGUUGUUGCGAAUUUUAUCAGUUUUCUGUUUAAUUUCUUAAAUUCCUCACUAUACUCGAAUUUGAGAGUUGGAAGAAUAAUGGACCCAAAACCUAGAAAGCUUUUUAUGUGAUUUGGGUGUUGAAAAAGUGCUUGUGCUUACUUGGAUCCUUUCCAAUCCCCUUGAUGUUCCCCAAUCCAUAUCCUAUUAAAGGAAAAUGAAUCUGUUUCUUCCUUUCCUUCCCCAUUCUUCAACUGCUGUUGUACGAAGACAUUUGUUUUAACUUUCUCUUUCAAGAUCACUCAAAAAUCAGAUUCCAGUUUCUAAAAUGUGGGUUGAACAGUUAUUGGCCAAGAGAGAACUAACUAAAAAAAUUGAAACCCGUUCUUAAAGAGAACAAAAGCUCUUAAUUCCCUUUUUCUUCCCAGGAUUGCCUCCUUUUUUUUUUCCCAAUUUUUAAGAUGUCGUCUUUUCUUGAUGAAUUUCAAGCAAGUAACAAUGUGUUGAGUCAAGCCUCAAAUCUCAAUAUGAUGGAGGUGAGUUUGAUCACCUCGCAGCGUACUCCUUGGUUUGCACGUUUAAGAGCGAAGUGGUGAGUGCAAGGAAGUACGAGAGCUUAUGCUUUGGAUCAAUCAAUGAAGUGAUUGAUGAGGGUGGAUUAGAGUUCCUAAAUGAUGAGAAGGAACGAAGAUUGGAGGUUCUUGAAGAUGGCUCGACUGGCCGAGCGUAUAGCGCUCGAUCGAGCCAACAAGCAGCAAGCACCCAGUGAGUUCUGGUCAGUGGCUCGACCAGGCGAGCAAUAGUGCUCGACCCGAGCGACCAACAGAUCUGGAAUUGCUUCCAAAUAUUUUGCAAAAGAAGUAUGCAUUGCUACGGGAUCUUGACAAAAGUUUACAAGAAAUCAUGCGGCAGAAUGAACGCCGAUGUGAGCAGGAAAUAGAAGGUUUCAAGCAGGGAAUGUUGUCUGGUGCUAUUCCACCAGAGCCAUCUCGGGUCCGACUCUCAGAUGAAGCACUUGAUGAACAGAAGCACAGCAUCAGGAUUGCUGAUGAAAAAGUUGCUUUAGCUGUCCAAGCAUAUGAUUUGGUUGAUGCGCACAUUCAACAGCUGGACCAAUAUCUUAAGCAAUCUGAAGAGGAGAUCCGUCGUGAGAAAGAGCUUGCAUCUGCUCCUGCUUCAUCUGAUGCAACUGCUGAGGGUAGCUCGAAAUCUGGUCGUGGCAUUGAAGGUGGAAGAGGUGGACGUAAAAAAACACGUCAUGCGGCAGCAGCAGCAGCAGCCGCCGCUGCCUCGGUACCUGCAAACCCACCGAGCAUGGACUUGGAUAUACCAGUUGAUCCUAAUGAGCCCACUUAUUGUAUCUGUAAUCAAGUGAGCUACGGAGAGAUGGUUGCAUGUGAUAAUUCCGAUUGCAGGAUCGAGUGGUUCCAUUUUGGGUGCGUUGGUUUAAAAGAGAAGCCAAAGGGAAAAUGGUACUGUACGGAUUGUGCUGGAACACAGAAACGUCGUAAAGGCAAGUGAUUGCAAAAUUGGGGAUGUUGACAUCAUCUUCGAAGGCAAGCAUACAUGUCAUGUAUAAGAUCUUUAACAGUCCUACUCGCUGAUUACUUUCUUAGCUUAUAGAUCAGAUACCAUGGAGAUUCCCUCCAUAGCCUAUGGUAGGAUGCAAAAUAGGUAUUUUAGUACUGCCCCUACUUUCAGUGUAUACGUGCUUUCAUCUAUCUGCACCUGCUGGAUGUUUUACUUUUAUGUAGUUCGAAUUUGAUUGUAAUUUUUUUGCAAUUGUUAAUCUACUAUGAAUUCAAUAGUAAAACUCUGUCAGUGCAUACUGUAUUACAUGUUGGAUUGUGAAUUUUGAAGCUUUUCUAUUGCGAGUUCAAACAUUUUGCUGGAUUAUUUUGGUGCCACUUAAUCUCAUUGAUCCACUAAUGAUAAAGUGGCACAAACGAUUGGGACUAGAUGUUUUUCCUUCCGCCUUUAUCCCUGAAGUUCUCAUGUAGAGUUGUUUCAACAGGGUUUAUUUUUAGACAUGAGUCUGGUCUUUAUAAGGUUGCCCAAUUUUGAAAAACAGAAAGUGGUCUGGCUUUUAAUGGGUCAAAAUAAUUUAGAGCUAAUUGGUUAUUCCUAUAGCCGAUAGAUUGUGGGGAUUUUGUGGCUUCAACAGAUGCGAUGGAGUUUUUUUUUUGAUGGAUGUAUCAGAAUCUGAUACAAGAAUAUGGUAGCAUGAUGGUGACUUCUUAAACCAUCAAGAAGACUGCAACGAGCAAAUAUGAUGGCAUUUGAGUACAAUUGGCUACCAUAGACGAAUCAAAAUCUGCUGUUAAUACUAAGUUUCGGGUGCCUUGCAACAUCUGUGUCCCGAGCUAAAAAAUAAAUGCCGCAAAAGUUAAUUC
Amaranthus tricolor (Joseph's coat) is the source of this 2375-nucleotide messenger RNA. RefSeq names its product PHD finger protein ING1. Lineage: Eukaryota; Viridiplantae; Streptophyta; Magnoliopsida; Caryophyllales; Amaranthaceae. Gene Ontology annotation, cellular component: nucleus. The record is from RefSeq and is a predicted model, not a curated record. Bases 886 to 1503 code for a protein of 205 amino acids. The transcript has 8 exons.